GUGUAAUGUCACGUAUCGUAUAGUAAACAAAAACGACUUUUGGCGGUUCUCGGAUUUCAGUACAAGUUUUUAUUAAAUAUUUUAAUUCUAAUUUGUGAUUAAAGAUUUACUAUGGAUAUCAGUUAUGAGAAUACGCCGACAAAACAGUGCUUUAAAUGUAACGAAGACUCCCUCGUUAAUCUAAACAUAUUUUAUUAUGCACCGAGCAAUAUGACAAUAUUAUGGAACCAAUUUCAAAUAUUCAUUUAUGAAAAUCAAAAUUUCGAAAACCCUGUGAUAAAAUUUAAUUCUAGAUACGAAAUAAUCGACAUAAUGAUCUGGGACAGCUAUUUAGCUUGCGUAGAUACUUGCGGCAACAUCCAAUUACUUUCUAUAAACACUGUUUCAAAAAGUAUAUCUUCCGUGGGCCGUGGCGCUUCAGACUACAUGGUCGCCCUAUCUCUCAUCAAGAAUAACAUGGCUAUAUGUUUGAAAUACAACUCAAAUUCUUAUUCCCUAUGCUUACACCAAGUUGCCAAAUAUUUCGAGUUUGAGAAUCAAGUACAACUGCUGUAUAGUGACGCGUUACCGUCUUUACAGACACCAGACAAAUACAUUAUAGUACACGGAAGUCUCCAAUCCAUAACAGAUGACCAUUUAGAAAUUCUAAAAAACAUGUUUGAAACUAAUGAGUGCAAAGUCAACAAGAAUCAUAAGUUGGUAGUAUUGUCUUUUGAUAAGCUAGAUGUUUACAGUUGCAUAAUUACUUGUGAAAAGUUUCAAUAUGAAGCUAAAUUAGUGAAACUAUACUCUUGUCCUUCCGAGAUAUCGAAUAUAAACAUUAUUGAACAAGAUAUGAAUAUUGUGGUUACUCUUGCAAUAGGCACAGUUAUAAUUCUAUCCUGGAGUGACCUUAAAACACCUAAAAUAGUUCAUUUGAACAUUGCAAUCCACAAAUCCUUAGUUUACAAGGAUUCUAUUAUCUACACAGAUGGUAAAUCUCUAUGGAGAGCAGACAAUAUAAUGUCCCAAGACAUUAAAUUUAAGCAAUUCUUUGUCAAACAAGUAAAAGAUUUCAUAAUCAUAGGAAAUCAGAUUAUUUGCACCACAUUCACGAAUUUAAUUUACACAUUUUCAAUAGAUAGUCCAGAGUCAUAUUUCAAGGAUGAAUCCAUUGAGUACUGCCCUGCAGACAGGCUGUUGAACAAUAAUUCUGAUUAUGUGAAGAAAAUUCUGGAUGAAGUCAAUAAGAAUGAUGUGAUAGCCAAAAAACUGACUAAAGAAAGAGACUACAUUACUGCAUUGUCUCUGUCCAACAGACAGGAUGUAAUGGAUAGUGUUAUAAACCACAAAGUUAUAGUUUAUGACAACUAUGACGAUGCAAUCACAGAAAAUAAGAAAGCUAUCCUAACAAGCAACUUCAGCGAAUAUUUCGAAGAAGAGUCAUUCUUCUUUCUGGUAAAAAUUUCAACAACAACAGAGCAUAAACUGGGAAAUAUUCUGUCAAAUGCCAUCGGAGACUUGAGAAUCCACAUAACACUGUCCACAUCUACCAAAAUAAUUAAAACUAUAAGCAUAAAAGUAUCAGAAAUCAAGAAGCUAAGUUUUUUAAUACCGUUGAAGAGUAAACUUAUAGAUUUUACAGAAAUGAAUGUGGAUAUUAAAAUUAUGUCCACAAUACCGGGAGCUUUGGACGCUAAGCAGAAGACAUUUACUAUAUUGUACAGGAAACAUGUUACUUUACACUCAGAACACUUCAUAAAAUUCAAUCUGAUACUAAAUAGACAGCAGUGCCUGAAAAGAUUUGAGGACCCACUAUCAAAACUUAUUUUACAAACAUCUAUCAAUAAUUUUGGCCAUCUAUUUGAGUUUGAAGACAGUUUAAAGCACAGACCUUCUACAAAAGAAUGGCAGCUGUAUGUUAGAUUGCCGGAUAAAUACCAAGAAGUAUUCAGAAAUAAGGAGACCACCAAGCACUUGACUUCCAAAAAGGUCACUUACUUCCUCCAACAAUUCACAUCGGAGGAGUUUUUGCAAUCGAAAAGUAAUUUAAUAUUCUCUAUAGGAAAUGAAAAAGUGAAAAUAGAGAUAUACAAUGAUAGUUUCUCUAGUCCUUUACUGAAGUUGUCAAGUGGAAAUAUAAAGAUAUUAUCGAGUAUGAGGAAUUUCUUAUCUGAUUUGAUUUACUGUGUGUUCACUAACUUUGCUCCUGGGAAUGAGUUUAUCAAUAUGUCUUCUUAUGCUGCUAUUGAAAAUCUACAGAAAGCAGUAAGGACAGGUAUGUCAGGCUCCUCAGAAGAUCUGGAACCUCUCAUAGAACAAUUUGAAAGGAAUGUUAUUGGAGUUCUACCUAUUUGAAUGAGCAAAGCUCUCUUUUUGUUAUAAGACUUAACUGUGAUCUAGUUGUAAUUUAAUAAAUCGUUUUUUACUUUUGUAA
Messenger RNA from Spodoptera frugiperda (fall armyworm), 2416 nucleotides. RefSeq lists its product as uncharacterized. NCBI's taxonomy places the organism in Eukaryota, Metazoa, Arthropoda, Insecta, Lepidoptera, Noctuidae. The coding region runs from base 112 to 2337 and encodes 741 amino acids. The record is from RefSeq and is a predicted model, not a curated record. The transcript has 2 exons.